This is a messenger RNA of Cyclocybe aegerita, 1350 nucleotides long. NCBI's taxonomy places the organism in Eukaryota, Fungi, Basidiomycota, Agaricomycetes, Agaricales, Hemipholiotaceae. The record is from the annotation of a GenBank genome assembly.
AUGGUCUCGGCCGAUAACUUAAACCUCGACGUCCUUGAGCUCAUUUGCAGCUACUUGUCUGGCAAUGAUUUACCGUCCGUCGCGCUCGUCAGCAAGUCUUUUCUUGCCGGAGUCAUCCCAAGACUGUAUCACACCAUAUCGUAUCGGAUACGACAGCAGAAAGGGUACGAAACAGGAGAAACCAUGUCCCCAUUCGCCUCUGUAAUCACCCAUCCCCAUCUCGCUGUCCACGUCCGCAACAUAGAGAUCCGCGUCGUGCCAAUCGUGAAGUCAUGCCUCCACCCGGUCUUUGUGCGUGAAUGCCGAGAAGCACUCAAGAUAUGCAAGAAUCUGCAAGUGUUUAAGUGCACGGUGGCCAAUGCGGUAGCGAUUCUCCUUCCCUCACUCGCCCACAAGACACGACUGCAAGAAGCGACGUUGUACGCGAACCUCACGACCGACCAAGCAGCAAUGCUACACAAGCUGGAGAAGCUGGAGAGCCUGACUAUCGAAUUUGCGUCAUGGAACGUUGUGGACAUAAUGCCUGCAUGGACGGGAUCAUUGACUAAGACUCUGACCUCUCUCGCGCUCUAUAUGAUUAAUGAACUACACGAGGACAUUUUGAAGUCGAUUUUGACAAAUUUGCCGAAUCUGCGGGGAUUGCAUGUAGUUGGUUGCCCUAAAGCCGACCAUACCGUCAUUUUUCGACAAAUUGUGCAUACACCGUUGGUAGAGACACUAUCAUUAACCACUUCGGAAAACACCGCCCCGUUGACAUUUCCGUCCCCUCCAAUGCGCCAUUUGAAACAUCUUGCUUUUGAUACACGAUACAGCAUGCAACCUUCUCCCUCUCCAGCGAUCCUUGGAUCCAUCUUGGCACACAUUCGUUUAUCUGCACCCCCUCUGCAAUCGUUCACCAUCAAACUUCCAGAACGGAAAGUUGUUGUUGGCGACCCCUUCAUCUCGCAAUUGGUGGAACACUAUGGUUCUACCUUGCGAAGAUUAUCCUUCCUCGACUGUGGUGUUAGCCAGGAAUCGAUAGCCGAAAUCUGCAAGAAUUGUGUCAAUUUGCAACGACUCGAUGUAUCAAUUCCAAUGAAAGAAUUGCUACCUUUUACCCGAAACCUUUCCCUCUCAAAAACGCUACACACGAUUGUCGACGUCGACAACCACGUUGAUCAUGGCAUGCGUCCAACCCUGAAGCAAGAGAACGUCCGCUACAUGAUGUCAGUGGGUAGCAACCUGAGAAAGGUCGUGUCUAACCAUCGCAUCUGGACGGGUCGAUUAGAUCCGGUCCAGGGCGUGGUGGUAACGCUUGAGAAGCGCCGGUCUCAUUCGUAUGGAUCUCUGUGGUUCAUGCCUCGGGAUUAA